AUGUCACACGCGUUCAGCGGGCUCUCAGAGCGUCCACCCCAGGGCAGUGAGGGCUCUUGGACACCGGAAACUUUGGACGAGGGCAUCGAUGUCAUCCAGAAAGAUGGCCCUGGCGAUCGCGAUCCCGAACGUAGGCACGCGAGUAUACAGCUAGUCGUCCAGGAGCCUCACAAGAGCGGUCGAUACAUCUUGACCGACGACGAUCCAGAGUUUCGCAAGAUCAUGCAGUCGGGCAUAGAACGGGAGGCUGCAAAGCUCAAUGGAAAGGCUCCGCGAAAUAUCCGAGACCUGGUCUUCAGGCAUCAAUUCACCACCUUCGACCGACAGAACCCUCGCGCCUCACAGUCGCCCUUCCAUGGCUUCUUUACACUGUUCUGGCUGGCCAUGGCCUUAUUGCUGGUCAAGAUCGCUGCUCAGAACUACAAGAAUAUGGGAUCCGUAUUUGGAAGAGCUGAGAUCCUACAUCUGAUGGUGGACAGAGACCUGGUGCUUCUGCUAACAACAGACGCCAUCAUGUGUCUUGCAACAAGCUUCGGCUUCUUCUUGCACAAGGCCAUUGCGCACGGCCUACUCACCUGGAGUGGUUCAGGGUGGGUGAUACAGUCUCUGUAUCAAUUGGUCUUCACCGUCGGCUUCAUAUGGGUAUGCUUCCAUCGGGAGUGGCCUUGGACGCAUAAUGUCUUCAUCGUCAUGCACGACCUUGUGCUCCUGAUGAAGCAGCAUUCAUAUGCUUUCUCUAACGGCUACUUAUCACAAGUAUAUCGUCGGAAGACUCUUCUACUCCAGAAACUUCAACAACUCGAGGACAUGGAAGCUCAUGACAGUCCCACAGCAUCACAUGCCGGAACUUCAAUCACCACAGGUCUAGAUGAUCGCGAAGACAGCAGCACCCUGCGUCACAGACCUAGCAUAGGCCUCAGGUGCUCCACCAAUCUGACUAAGGAACAGUCUGAGAUCGCUACAAUGGCGGAAGCAAUGGAAAGUGGAGACCCGCUGGACAUAGAUCAGAUCCAUCUGUUCAAGCGCGUCAUUCACACAGAGAUCACUUUUCUCGACGAAGACCUGCGCGGCAAGUGCACGAAGGCAGGCAACUCCUAUCCAAAUAAUCUGACCUUCUACAACUUCGCCGAGUGGAUCUGCCUACCGACUCUCGUCUACGAACUCGAGUAUCCACGCAUCGAGACCAUAAACUGGUGGUACGUCGCAGAGAAGUCUGCCGCCACCCUGGGCGUCAUUUGGAUCAUGAUCAUAAUCUCGCAAGCCUACAUCUACCCUGUCGUUGUCGAGACGGUAGGCCUAAAGCAGUCGGGCAUCAGCCUCGACGAGCGCUGGAAGGAAUUCCCCUGGGUGGUGUCGGACAUGCUGUUCCCAUUACUCCUAGAACAACUGCUCGCCUGGUACGUGAUUUGGGAAUGUCUUCUCAACGUUCUCGCCGAGCUCACGCGGUUUGCGGACCGCGGGUUCUAUGGCGACUGGUGGAACGCGGUCUCAUGGGACCAGUACGCACGCGACUGGAACCGGCCGGUACAUGCGUUCCUCCUCCGCCACGUCUACCACAGCUCGAUAUCGGCGUUCCACCUCAGCAAGAUGGGCGCGACGUUUGCGACGUUUCUACUCAGCGCCGUGGUGCACGAAGUCCUCAUGUUCUGUCUAUUCAAGAAGGUGAGGGGUUAUCUUUUCGCAAGCCAGAUGAGCCAGGUGCCUUUAGCGGCAUUGAGCAGGACGAGAUUCCUAAAAGGGAGACAGACAUUGGGGAAUGUCAUGUUCUGGCUGGGUUUGUUCAUUGGGCCAAGCGUCAUCACUAGUCUGUAUCUCAUCGUGUAG
Molecule: messenger RNA, 1824 nt
Organism: Aaosphaeria arxii CBS 175.79
Lineage: Eukaryota; Fungi; Ascomycota; Dothideomycetes; Pleosporales
Product: MBOAT-domain-containing protein
Exons: 2
Coding region: 1-1824 (607 amino acids)
Biological process (GO): ergosterol metabolic process
Cellular component (GO): endoplasmic reticulum membrane
Molecular function (GO): ergosterol O-acyltransferase activity
Source: RefSeq, a predicted model, not a curated record